This is a messenger RNA of Schizophyllum commune H4-8, 783 nucleotides long. RefSeq lists its product as uncharacterized. NCBI's taxonomy places the organism in Eukaryota, Fungi, Basidiomycota, Agaricomycetes, Agaricales, Schizophyllaceae. The coding region runs from base 1 to 783 and encodes 260 amino acids. The transcript is spliced from 4 exons. The record is from RefSeq and is a predicted model, not a curated record.
AUGACUAGCCCCGCACCGGCGGUCAAGCCCGCCCUCGAGAGCCCCGUCCGGAUGCUGCGCUCCCUCGCGUCUGCAGCGUCCUCCCUCAUUGGUCGCGCGGGGGCCCUCCGUCUUUCACGAACAGCUACGACUUACGACGAGCCUCUUGACGACCUCCAACCUUCCCCGGGGCCAUUUCAGAUUCAUGAUCGCUGCCUUGUCCGUCGCUUCAAACGCGGCGCCUAUUCUGCAUGGGCCCCCGCCGAAGUCAUUGGCAUAUGCCCCGUGCAUCCCAACCUCGAGGCGAGGGGAGAGUUCCUGUACGAAGUACACUGGUUCCGCGACUCCGGGCGCGCACAGAUGAUCGGACGCUUCUCCCUCCUCCGAGGAGAGAUCACCUUCCCACCUGAAGCGCGAGGGGACCCCACAGGAAGCAGGAGGAAGCGACGUGGGCUGCGGCGGCAUAGUGGCGGGGACUUGGGGCGGAGGAGUACAUCCUUCGAGUCAUCGGAAAAGGUCUUGGUACACGUCUCAUACAGGCAAGGAGAAUACGUCUGGAUGCCUGCACUUGUCGUGAAACGACACCCCAAAGAAACGCGCGCCGAGUACAGCAUCCGCGUCACCGCUGGUCCCCUGCGCGGUCUCGAGACGCGCUACGCCGGCCCUACCUUCUACUAUCACCUCGCCAACGUCGAGAUGCUCCGAGAGAAGGGCUACAAGGUCGUCUCCGAAGAAGACGUCGACGAGUUCGGCAUGUCGAACUGUCCUGAAUAUACCCGUUGUUCUCUCAAUUCACGCUGGUGA